AUGCCGAGUCUACUUAUUCCUGAGCAUGUUGAUCUGCUCGGUAACCCAAAUCCGGUUUUGAAGUGGCUUGAGGAUCAAGAUUUGGAAAGCCAACAGAGUUAUGCCCAAAGCAUCUUCGAUACCAUUCUGGGAGAAGCCGCCCAGCCCAGAUCUGUCUCAGGUAACGCCUGUGUGAGGCUUUGCGGCUUUGUGGAGAGAGCCUCGAAAUCUGAGUCACAGGCGCUCCAGCUUUGGGCCUUUUCUCGAGAUGUAGCUUUUCGGCUGUACGAUUUCUACAUUGAUUGGAACGAGUUUGAUCAUCAUCGAUCCAUGAGGCUUGUUCUGGACUUGAUAGCGCAGCUUCUCCGAAGGAAUUCCGAUAAGAAAGCGGCUCUGGACAUACGAAAUUCCCUCCUGGACAAUCUUGUCUCUAUCGUAAUCGGCCGUUCCACUAAGCCUGUGGCUAAGUCGGCACUCAAGACUCUUGACUACUUCCUACUCAAGGGAGUCUUCACCUUGGAUGACGUCAAAGCAACUCAUCUCUCAUAUCAUGAAGACUUAGCCAAUGCUACGGAUAUUGAGAUAUGGAGAGUCUUCACGACAGAGCUGCUACAAUGGACUCGGUUACACUUUAUUUGCCCUGCAGCUGGCAAGUUUAUAGUGAGCCUAUUCCGUGCUCUAAGACAAAGGGGCCAUGAAGACUCUAUAGGCUUGGGUAUAGAGACAUGGCAUAAAUGGCUACUCGAUUUUCUAUCAGAAGAGCCAAUUCUCCUGGAGAACUUCAAAAAUUACAUAUUCUCUCCUCUUUUCAAGGCCGAUAGACCGGAGAGUCUGAAGUUUCUGCAGCAUGUGAAUCAGAACGGGUCUGGUUCUGCUAUCACAGCUGGUUCUGAUGAUUUUGGCGCAAGUGCGCUUCUCACUCUGGCUGCUUUGGAAAUGGGAAAGAAAGUCGGGCUUGUUGAAGAACCAUAUAUUGGCAGUGACCAGUUAACCGAAGACAACUCGUCCAUCACUCUGCAAGAAAAUGCUCUGGAGAGCGUUCUGACUCAUCCCUCCCACGAGGUUCGGACAUCAGCGCUCAGUCUUCUUAUUAGCUCCCCGUCAACAACACGACCAUACUCGGCUACCACUUUGGGUCUCCUCAAGAGACAUCUAGCCACAUUCUUUGCCGAUCCAGAUGCAAAGUUCCGAGUCGAUGUGUGUGCUCGAUCGAGGGACAUGUUCAAAAGAGUUCGUGGUGCAAUCUCGGUAUUGAAGAAGAGCAUUCCGCGAGCAAAAGCAAAGGCCAGAAAAAAUGCUUCGAAAGAUCCAGCCAGUCAGCCAGCAUUGUACCGCACUAAUAUACUUUCAUGGUCAGAGUCUGAAUUGGUAUCUUGCCUAGAUUACCAUGAGAAAUUCCUUCACUGGUAUUUGAGAUUUCUAUGCGCCGAGUUAUCACCUACUGCUUCGUAUCAGCGACAUAUCACAUCCCUCAAAAGCUUGAUAUCAAUAUUCCGUAUGGAAGGAGAACACUCAAAAACUUGGGAAACAGCGGAUGAUCAGCAACUAUUCUUCGACCAUUUUGAUGGGAAGUGGGCUCGAGUGCUUGCAGAUCUAGUAAUGGAUCCCUUCGACGAUGUCCGGGAGAUUGCCUCACUAGCGAUGGCCCAGGCUUAUGCUGACAAAAGGUAUCAGAAUUUCACUCUUAAUUCUGCAGGUACAGAGCAAAAACCCUCGAAAGAGCUUCAGGAGCUUUUACAUCGAGCUGAAAAGGUGUCAGUUCGGACUGCCAGAGCCGAUCACUCUGAUGGUGUCGCCAGAGCCUCACAGUUAGUAUACAAAUUUCUAGACACUGAAGAUGAGCGACUAGGGCUUCUUUCAAAGCUUGUCGACACACUUCAUCAAAAGAUAUCAAGAGCAGAGUCAGACUUGGGGCAAGCUGUUUUAGAUCAGCCACUGCACAGCACGUUUGCAGCACUGGGCUUCACCUGGCAGGCUCUUUCCGAAAAGAAACUGUCGGAAAGUGAGACAUACGCUGCUAUUGUACUGCAGGAGAAGGUGAUUCUUUGCUGUGAGCGAGUGUGGAGAGCUGUGCGCGAUGUUCUUUGCGAUGACUCUCCUGAAGGCCAUCUGCCUGAAGAGAUGGAAGACAUGGAAGGCCUCGACACUAAGGGUCUUUUGAGCUAUAGUUUCCGUGCUGUCCACGAUAAUCUGAUGCGGACGAUUGUGCAGAGUAUGAGAAAUCAAUCCCGAGAGGGGCUCCUAACUCCAACACGAAAAGCCUUUGAGGCCAUUGGAAAUCUAUCAUUUACGCAGCUGGCCAACUUGAGGCAUCGUGGCGCAUUCACCACAGUUGCUGCGACAUUUGCGACAUGCUGCCAGUUGACGAAACAUUUGAAAACUUUUGAGGGCGAAGAGUCUCUGCUAGAGAUUUGGUACCAGGGCACCUUGAAGGAAAUCUUCAGCCAGAGAUCGACUACUCGACGAUCUGCUGGUAUUCCGUCAAUGAUGACGGGAAUUCUCUCCGCAAAUGCAGCCAGCCCAUCAUUUGAAGAGGCCAUGGCCAAACUCAUCGAAAUCGCCAGUAUCGAGGCGCAUGUGGUGGAGACAGAUGGGUCCAAUCUGCCGCAAGUUCACGCCUAUAACUGUCUCAAAGAUAUCUUCAAGAAUUCCCUGCUCACAUCCAUGGGCAACAAGUCUGAAAAGUAUCUUCCUCAGUGUCUCGAGCUGGCUGCUAGCGGGCUCAAGUCAGAGAUUUGGGCCAUCCGCAACUGUGGCUUGAUCUUCCUUCGCAGCUUAAUCGACAGUCUCUUUGGCUCUCAAGAGAGCAAAGCGAUGAUUGAAGCUGGAUGGGAUGGAAAGGCUAACCGAAUCCCCUACCACCGCUAUCCUACCCUUCCGACAGUGCUCGCAAGUCUCCUUAAAUCUGGCCAUACGAUGGUGACUUCAGCAAAUGCAACAUCAUCUGCUGAAUCCGUCUUCCCGGCCUUGGAUAUCAUUCGUCGAGCAGGACCACCCGAUCUCUUGCGAGAUGAGAUCCAGGUUUAUGUUGCCGCCUAUCUCUCGAGCCCUGUGUGGCAUGUCCGUGAGAUAGCUGCCAGGACUCUCUGCUCUUGUCUAUUACACGACAAAUGGCUUAGUGUCGUCCAAGAUUUGCUUCGCAAGGCGUUGAAUGACAAAAGUACUAAUAGCCAAAACCAUGUACACGGUGUUUUGCUCUCUCUCAAAUUCCUCAUUGAAAGAUUCACUGAGGUGGCGUUGGAUCGCCUCAUAGCUGACCUACCUGAUCUUACGGCAUUCCUCGAAACAAGCCGCAUUGACAGUCUAUACGUUGACUGCCCAGACAUCAUUGCCGCCUAUCUAGAAGUCGUCAACAUGAUAUGGAUAUGCCAAAUCUCCAGAGCUCAGCCCUUACAGCCAUCUAGCGUCAUAAUCCCAGCGAAGCAAGGAUCCGCACUGCUCAAAGCCCAAAGCACUAUCAGCAAAAUACUUUCCGCUUCCCAAGACCAGGAGCCUAUUCAACAAGUAAGGAGUGUAUUAUUCGAGAGCCGCCUCGGCGCCGAUACCAUGGCUACUGCUCUGGAAUCAAUACCAAGACUAUGGCAUUCCACCUCAACUCCAAGCGAGAUCCGAAUUGCCCUCUGCGAUCUCUACAUCGAUGUUUGCCUUAGAACCAAUUUUACGGAACCUCAAGUGGUAGCGGUUGAGAACUUGGUGGAGUUGAUGAACCAGCUCGUUGCGGAAGACAAGCUCAACUCCUUGCCUGUAUCCUCCCUCAUGAAAUUGUGGAACAUACUACCACAGCGCUCUCUGAAUCCCUCUCUGUCCAAUGCUAUUGUGAGAGCCAGCGGCUGUUUAGUAGCCAUCAUGAACCACCAUCAACCCCUUCCGGCCACCGCAUUCCGGAAUUGGGGCGCCAUGAUGGCUGAUGCAGGCUCAGACGACAAGAGCUUCGAUACCCGCUUCGCAGCUGCUCAGUCUCUAUGCUCGUUUUUCAGCGUGGCACGAGCGUCUUCUUCCAGCGAAGAAUAUCUCCCUGCAAUCAUUGUGCUGUACGAUACACUGAAUGACGAUGAUGACGAAGUGCGAGAAGCAGGAUCUGCCGCAGCAAAGAGCAUUCUUGGCCAAAAUCUAGUACCCCUCGAAGCAUCUAGUCGUCUCCUCCAGUGGCUCAUCCAACAUUUCAGCAACAAUGCUGAUCUGAAAGCCAUUACCGCAAGCCGCGUCGCUGGAUAUCGUCAUGAUCAGGCGUGGAGCUUACCCGGUGCUCAGCUCGCUGCUGCGCUCAGGUCAGACGACUCUCUGUUCGCUGUCGAAGAGCAGAAUCUGUUCAUUGAUGAAGUUCGCGAGGCAAACCGAUGGGCUACCGUCUUUCAAAAACUCAAGUGGAGUGAAGGAAAGGCGGAAGACGGCGAGAUACUCCGCAAGCUGGAUGAAUGGCUUCUGGAUGGUCUGGCACAGAUGCAGCAACUCCUGGAGCAGGAAGACGGUCCUUUGGGCUGGGCUUCAAACCCAUCUGUCUUUGCCAUCUGCACAUCUAUUGUCCGUGGUUCUGUGGUAUUGAGCGAAAUGCACGGCAGCGCGAAAUUACGCCAAGCCGUUGCGCAAUUCAAAGAGUUACUGAAGUCGCCAAAUCAUUAUCACGUUUCGAGAUUGCUUAUGGAGCCACUAUGCGAGCUAAAGAAGAUAUAG
Messenger RNA from Trichoderma gamsii, 4650 nucleotides. RefSeq lists its product as hypothetical. Gene Ontology annotation, biological process: tRNA methylation. NCBI's taxonomy places the organism in Eukaryota, Fungi, Ascomycota, Sordariomycetes, Hypocreales, Hypocreaceae. The record is from RefSeq and is a predicted model, not a curated record. The transcript has 7 exons. Gene Ontology annotation, cellular component: cytosol. The coding region runs from base 1 to 4650 and encodes 1549 amino acids.